GGGCUGUUAUAUUGAAAAAUAACAUGGUUCAGCCCACUAACUGCAUGCUGCAUGUCGAGUAAAUUCAAAACUCACAUGCAAAUGCUGGUGCAGAAGAAUUAUUUACAUCUGAUGGAUAUAUUCUUUGCUUAUUGCAUAGUAAUGAGCUUCUGACAAGCGCAACCUUUCAUAAGACAACCCACAUUAUUGGCUUCCUGCCCAGAAUAUUGCUGCAACAUUAUCUGUGAUUGGUUAUCUUCCUAUCAUGCAUUGCUUCACAAGGGAAACAGCCCCUUUUUUUAAUAAAUCUACGAUGGCUGUCUGCAAUAUGCUACUCUGUUGGUACUAAGAAGUGCCUUUCCUGACGUCUCUGCUGCUUGGACCCGCUUGUAGAGCAGUCUCUGCUUUUGCCUUGCUUGCUGCCAGCUACACUGCAACGAGAGCCCAUCCACCCUUCUCAUCUAGACAGCUCCCCCCUAAUCCUGUUCUUAAUCAAGUGAAAUUCUUGUGCGUAAGGCAGUUUUAUACUGUUAUAUAGUAGCAAAAAACAAUCUGGUGAAAAACUAAGUUAUCUGCUGCUAAAGAAUCAAGGAGAGACAGAGGGACAGUGAGUUAAACCCCCAUUAUUGUUCUGUAGUGCUACAUCUAUAUAUGCCAAACUAAUCAAUACCCAUCGCACCGCAGAACCCAGUUGAAUUGCCAGUUCAGCUGUGUGGAGAUUACCUUUCAGAAAACUUUACUGAGAGAAGCUUGGAAGUUUUGUGCCAGCACAGGGGCUGCCACGUUUUUCAUGCUUGCAUUUUGGGCUGAAUAUCAGAACUCCAAAUGGGUUGCUGAGAGUACAGAGAAGUUCCAGGCCACUAUUUAAUUUCGCCAAAUGAUUUUAACAUUGCAGGACACAUAAUCUGUUAUUUCUAAGGUUGUCGGUGAAGAGCGAGAGUGGGAUAUCUGUAUGCAGACACAGACCGCAGAGUUUUACAGUUUAAAAAAAAAAAACACGACAAAAAAAAAAAAGGAAAUCAAAAAGGCUGGAGUUUGGCUUUAUUUCUCGACUUUUGAGAAGUUUUUAACUACCUGUAAGUUUUAAGUAUGGCUGUUAGUAUGGCACAGAUUCGGGACACAAAAUGGCUAACGCUGGAGGUGUGUCGGGAGUUUCAAAGAGGAACUUGCUCACGGCCAGACACAGAAUGUAAAUUUGCACACCCAUCGAAAAGCUGCCAAGUUGAAAAUGGACACGUAAUCGCCUGCUUUGAUUCACUGAAAGGUCGUUGUUCAAGGGAGAACUGUAAAUAUCUCCAUCCGCCACCGCACUUAAAAACACAGUUAGAGAUAAAUGGACGGAAUAACCUGAUUCAGCAAAAGAACAUGGCCAUGCUGGCCCAGCAAAUGCAGCUAGCCAAUGCAAUGAUUCCCGGUACUCAGCUCCAGCCUAUGCCAAUGUUUUCAGUCGCACCGAGCUUAGCCACCAAUGCAACAGCAGCCUUUAAUCCAUACCUGGGGCCUAUGUCACCGGGCCUUGUACAAGCUGAAAUUCUUCCUUCUGCACACAUGCUUGUUGCUGGGAAUCACGGAGUUGCAAUGCCAUCGGCUGCAGCAGCGGCUGCACAGAAGUUAAUGAGAACAGACAGACUGGAGGCCAGCUACAAUCAGGCAGCUGCAGUGCGAGCUUCCCCACGUUACUCAACCAAUGACCUCAGCCCCGAUGUGGAGGGAGCACCCACUUUAUGGGUGAGAGGUAGUUCAGUCUCCAUGCCAGCUCAAUCCUGGGCCUCUCCUGAGCAGAGACUACCAGUUGCGCCAAAUUAUGUUUGGUGGUUUUGUGAUGUGGACUCCUGCCCUAUGGGAACUGAGCUGAGACCAGCAAACUCAUUUCACUUAGGACAUCAAGCUGGACUUGACCCCCGGUCCCAGAAGAGAAAGGUGUGUCGAGAGUAUCAACGUGGCAACUGUAACAGAGGGGAAAAUGAAUGCCGGUUUGCCCACCCAGCAGAGAGUGCAAUGAUUGAUACCAACGAUAACACAGUUACUGUGUGCAUGGAUUACAUCAAAGGAAGAUGUUCACGGGAAAAGUGCAAAUACUUCCACCCUCCAGCUCACUUGCAAGCCAAGAUCAAGGCUGCACAAUACCAGGUCAAUCAAGCUGCAGCUGCUCAGGCAGCAGCCACUGCAGCAGCCAUGACUCAGUCGGCUGUCAAAUCACUGAAGCGACCCCUCGAGGCAACCUUUGACCUGGGAAUUCCUCAGUCUGUACUUCCCCCAUUACCAAAGAGGCCUGCACUUGAGAAAACCAAUGGUGCCACCGGAAUGUUUAAUACGGGUUUUUUCCAGUACCAACAGGCUCUUGCCAACAUGCAGCUCCAGCAGCAGGCAGCCUUUUUCCCUCCAGGCUCAAUAUUGUGCAUGACACCCGCUGCAAAUGUUGUUCCCAUGGUGCACGGUACAGCACCGGCUACUGUGUCCGCAGCAGCAACAUCUGCCACAAGUGUUCCCUUCGCUGCAACAGCCGCAGCCAACCAGAUACCCAUAAUAUCUGCAGAUCAUCUGAGUAGUCACAAGUAUAUUACACAGCUCUAGAGAUCGUUUCCCAAUGCAACCAUACUGAGGAGAAAAGGACAGAGAACUUGAAGAAAUCUACAGGCCAAGGCCAUUAGCCAUAGUAUGCAUACAGUACAAACCAGAGACAGAACGUGUCCCACAGUGCAUGCUGAACAAUGCAAAGAUCGACAUGGAUUCCCAUCACACACAUUGCAAUCUAUAUAUCAUUUGUACAAUUUAUUGAUAUUUGUGUUGAAGAAAUAUUACUAUCUCAGUAAAAAAACAUAUCCUGUCUUUUCAAAAAGCGAAUUGCAUACAUACAUCUCUUAGUGCCAGCUACCUGCCCAUCAAGUGUUCUGGCUUCUUCUCGCAUUGAAAAUGCAGACUAUGUUAUAAACAUCUAUCUCAAAUGUGUUGGUACGUCUUUAGACCAAGAUUAGGAGUUUUCAUUAUUUUCUUUCAAGGUUUACAAAUAACAAAAGGUGCACCUUGUAUUUAAAAGUUACCAUUGUGGCUGAGAGUAUGCAUGCAAAGUAGUUUUAUAAGGAUAAUAUUUUUCUUGUUAUAGAUUGUAAGAGGUGGCAAGAGGUCUGACACAGAUGAAUGUGCCAAGCAAACCACAGCUGUGUAUGUUUUUAAAGUACAUUAAGGCUUUAAGUAUGGUAUUACUAAGUGUUCUCAUGAAGUGCCAUUGACCGUACAUCAUUAUAGAGUAUUAUUUGCAACAGUGUUAUUAUUAUUUUUACAGAAAAAUCACAUUUUUGUGCUAUUAUGGGUCAGCCAAGGGCCCUAUUGGAUUUUCAAAGCCAAAGUUCUCACAGAAAUUAGCUAUACCUUAGAUGCGUAGAUGGCAUCACUAGAAAUGGCAUCCUUUUAUGUGGCUUUAAAUAAUGUAUCAGAGAUAAAAAAAAUAUCCCAGUGUAUUGAUGACAUGCAUUGUGUUGUACAGGGUGAUUAGUUACCUUUACUGGAGCAAUUAAACAAUACAAGUUACCAACCGCAGUGUGCGCCUGAACGUGGCAAUACUUGAAUUGCUCCACUGGGCACCAUCUAGUGGCUGCCGGCAUGCAAAACAAUUGAAUUCCCCCAUAGUGGUGAGGAGCAGCGUUAGCCUUUUGUUGUAUAGGAUAACAUAACAUAAUUAAACUAUUAUUUCAGUUUGGUCAGCUAGCAGAAGCUAAGACAUAAGCUUCCUGGCAGAAGCAAAAUAAUGCCAAAGCAAGCAGAGCAUACUGUUUUUACUCAGAUCCACAUUUGUUCCAAUCUUUUUUUACGAAGUGAUCCCUGCUAUGUAAAAUGGCAUAAACAGCUCUCGUCUGUGCUUCAUUUGUAAUGGAACGCUGGUGUUUGCAGUGGAAAACUCAGGUAAAAUUACCGCCUGCUCACCAGUUACCGAGCACAGUGCUCAGAGGCUUGCAUUCUUUUUCCAUGUUUGCAUAACAUUUGUACAGCACGUACUGAGUGUUUUUUAAAUGGUUUAAUUUGCAGUUUCACAGAUUUUUAUGGUCCUGCCCAUGCAGUGGUGAUUUAUUACAACCAACUUUAUUGUCACUGGAAAUGUAGAAACGUCUAUCUAUGCAUAGUACUACAAAACCUUUGGUGGUCCCUGACUUGUACUUUAGCACAUUUUAUCUCUUCCCUGAAACACAGACAUAACUAUGCACAAAUAUUUAGAACUGAAUUGUUCCUAAGAAUAAAAUGGAUGAAAUGAUAGCUCAGUUUUAAAUGUCCUGUGUCUUUUAUGACCAUAUCAAAAAUAAAAGUAAUUCCACAUUUACAACACUCACGGGGCAUCCAGUUAGCUGCAAUAAUUUUUCAGCCGAUAAAAUCAGCCUGAUGGCCCAAUUUUUGACCGAUGGUUAUUAGCAAUUAGGCUGUUUUUUAUUAGGCAAAAAAGGACCCGCCUUUUGUGCAAUAACACAUGGGAUCCGGGAUAAGUUCUUGGACCUAUGUGUUAUCGCGCCUCAGAGGGCUGGUUAUCGGGGAUUAUGCUUCGACUUGAAGAAUAAUCCCUGAUAAAUGCAGGUUAUCGGGACAAAUUAGAUAGCCCCCAGUGAACCUAUUAGCAGCGGUAAAUUACUGCUGCUAAUAGGAUUGCCCCCUUAGGGGGAGAUGUACUAAGCAGUGAAAAAAGCGGAGAAGUGAGCCAGUGGAGAAGUCCAUGGCAACCAAUCAGCAUUGAAGUAACAUUUAUAAUUUGCAUACUUUAAAAUUAUACAGAGCAGUUGAUUGGUUGCCAUGCGCAACUUUUGCACUGGCUCAUUUCUCCACUCUUAUCACUGCUUUCCCCUUAGUCUUUUUUACUGCUGAUACUUGUGUCUAUAUAGAAACAGACCUGAAUAAAUAUUUGUUUUUAUUAGUGCUGUAACUUUAACCAGUUUUUAUUUCCUGAAAAUGAUAUCUGCAUAACAGGUAGCAAGCUGCUGGUAGUUGCCCAGUGAGAGCAGCUGACUGCUGCACAUCAGGAAAGUUUGUCAAAUAAAAAAAAAAAAAACUUCUUUUCUUUCAAUGCUUUGGUCAUAUUACUGAUUCCUUGAUUGAAAAUAAAUCUUUCAGGUGAAAAGUGUUUUUGUAAAAAUAGGUGAGUAUCCUGUAAUGAAUGUAAUUUUUUUUCUGAUCUGGAAUCACUAUUUUUGCAAGUGCUGCUGUCUCCACAUGAGCCUCUCACAUCGGUCAGGUCACACUUUGUGAUAACUGGCCUGAUUUGGAUUUGUACGCAAACCCAAUGGUUUAUAUACAUAUCCGAUUGUUGGGGGUCUAUGCAUGUGCAGAACGGGUCCUGUGAUAUCGCUUGCAGUCCCCUCUUAGCCGCAGCACGAUUGACAUGCUGCAGCGUUUGGGGGGCAGUAACCGGGUACGUUUUGUAGGUGUGCUGAGUCAUUUGUCUGAACUGUUACCACGCCCAGUCUGAGUAAGCUUCAGCUGAGAAAUAUGACAGAGUGCUGUGACCGAUGGUGACAAUGGUGAUCCGAUGCUGUGCCUUUAGAAGUAGCACUCGGAUCGUAGAUGCAUACAGGAGGCGUCUAUCUCCUACAGAUGCCUCCUGCUGCAAUUGCAUUUCAUUUGUACAGUAUUGCACAGCCACUUCCCUGCGGCUGCAUCUGUGCAAAUUAGAAUUAGAAUCCAAUAGUCUCUCAAUUAGACUGAUCGCAACUGCAUGGGGCAGUGGUUCCCAAACUGUGUGCCUAGGCACCCUGGGGUGCCUCGGGACACAUGCAGGGGUGCCUUGGAUUGGUGGUCCAGGACUAAUUAAAAUUAUUUAUGGUCAAUGUUAUAGGCAAAACCAGUGCUGGUGGCUGCUAAUCAUAAAAUAUGUGGACAAACGGAAACAAAUCUUGUCACUCACCACACAGUUCAACUUAUGGAUGACAUAUAAACACAAUUUACUUAAUUUUAUAUUUCUUUCUAAAUUUCUCAAUAAGAAGAUUUUGUCCUGGAGGUGCCGUGAAAAAAAAUCUUAUGCUCUAGGGCACCAUGAUUCCAAAAAGUUUGGAAACCACUGGCAUAGGCUGUAUAUAAUCAUAGCAGGGUUGUGUAUAAUCCUAGCAGUAUAUAAAUAAUAAUAGUCACAAGCAAAAGUGACAAGUACAGUAAAAAACAUGCAGCUCAGCAAAAACUAUGGAAAAAUGCAGUCUUUUGUACAAAAUGAUAUCUACACAAAGUAUAUCAUAAAUGUGCAAUCUUUAAAUCUAUAUACAGUAUAUAUUUACAUUUAGUGCUUACUACUGUAACUGUACGCCAUACAUGAAGUGAAAUGUCCACAGUUAAUCUACAUUAUAUUAGCAAGAUGUAAUAUAUGGCCCUGCCUAGGUAGGCACCUCUACUGUAAAUGCAAAUUGAUAGGGUCAAAGAUUGGAAUUAACCUACUCCGUUCUGAUUGUUUUUACUUAUCACCCUUCCUACAGUAUGUAAACGCCUUUAAAUUUGCACUUAUAUUGCCUUAAUAAUAUACAUAUUUUAAUGUCACUCAUCUCUUCUGUACCUACAGUAGUUAUUCAGAAAUCUAAACAUUGCAGUUCCACUAACAAAUAGUGUGGCCUUGUAAAAUAAUCACUGAAAGAAUGGUGCCAUUUGAUGCAACUAGUGAGUGCAUUACAUAGAUGUUUAAGAACAGUGUCCUUCAUUCAGUCCCAUCUAGAAUUGAAACUGCAUCUACACAGAGAUUUGUAUAGGAUGGACGGGUGUGGUAUAGGUUGACAGUGUCUAGGUCGACAGAAACUAGGUUGACAGGGUUUCCAGGUUGACAUGGUCUAGGUCGACAUUAGUUCUUUUUGGGGGGUGUCGUUUUCUCCGUACAGUGACUGGGAACCCCAGUUAGUGCACCGUGUCCCCUCGCAUGGCUCGCCAUGCUUCGGGCAAGGUGCCUCGCUCUGUUACCACUGCACUUGGCACAGGUUACUAUUCCCAAUCGUAGUCCACGUGGGUCGUUAAGUAUGAAAAAGUUCAAAAAAAGAAAAAAAUUGUGGAAAAACGCAUGUCGACCUAGAACAUGUCGACCUAGUUACUGUUGACCUAGACAUUGUCGACCUAAGUGUGGUCGACCUAGAGACCGGAUACCAGGUUGGACUGUGUCACAGAAUGCUGCUACUUUCCCUUAUAACAGGAUCACCAGAACAUGUUUAGUUAUAGCUGUGCUGUAUAUCUGUACCAUAAAUUAUUAAACAUCCAGUAUACUAAAGUACUCUUUCAGUAAUACUCAUAUCUGAGACCUAGUAUGUACAUUAUGCAUUAACCUAAAGUAUAUAGAAUUAGUUUUAUGCUUGUUUGUGUGUGUGUGUGUGUGUGUGUGUGUGUGUGUGUGUGUGUGUGUAUAUAUAUAUAUAUAUAUCUAUCUAUAUAUAUAUAUAUACAGUUGAUCUAUUGGCUGGAACACCAUUUAUCAUACACAACGAGUUUUAUCGUUCAUAAUAAGUGAACAUGUUGAUAAAUAGGCCCCUCUGUGUUAAUUGAAAUUUUGGGAUUAUAAAAGGAUGAGCUAUUUCUGUGAUGCCAUAAAACAAAUGAUUACAGUAAUCCUAAUUGUUACUGUACGGUAUAUCUAAUCUCUGUGAAAACUUUGUAUUCAUUGAUAGAAAGGCAUGAAAGUUCAAUUAACCCAUAGCAGAGACUUUACGGAUUAUAGAAAAUUACACCAAAAUCUAAUUGAUGCAUCUUUCAAAUUGUAUCUGAAUGAAACAUUAUAUAUUUUGUAAACUUUGGGUGAACACUUUCUGUUGCUGGCAGAUAAACCUGCAAUACAUUUGCUGAUUAAGGUGUUAUCAAUUAAAACUUCUGGUAAACAGGUAUCAAUUAAGAAACCCCUGUAGUAAUAUAUACAACACUUUAAUUCUCGUAGCUGGAGCUAAUUGUACUGAAGGAAAGUCCUUUAGCUGGGUACACACUAGACGAUAUUUUGGACAAUUUGUCGAUUUGAGCCGAAUCGGAAUGACAAAUCGUCCACAUUGGCCAGUGUGUAUGCACUAUUGCGCGCUCCCAUGCGUCAUUUUACGCAUACUCAGAUCUGCAGACCUGAAGAUAUCGUUAACAUUUUACUUCAAAUUGUCUAGUGUGUACACACUACCUGAUAUAUAUAUAUAUAUAUAUAUAUAUAUACAUAUAUACACACAUAUAUAUUGUUAACGACCAAACGACCUAGUGAAGCACAAUAUAUCAUUAGGUUGUUUGAAGGAUUGUUCAGUGUGUACGCACUAUAUCGUUUGUUCUGUAGUUCAAGGGAAAUCGGGAUGACCAUUGCAUCGUGUGCACCCAGCUUUUGACUGACACAGUACAGCAUACAGUAUGUCUGCAUAUAGCAUGCCUAAGGGGAACCCGCAUGCACUGCAUGAUGUUCCAUUAGUGCCACAUCUUUCCAUGUCUUUAGGGAGUGGAUUCAAGUAGCUGCGAUCAGCAUCACCCAUUGUGCAUUUAUCUGUCUAUUGCAGUAGGCAGAUUCUUCUAGAAGCUUCAUACACUGUGAGCAGAAUCUGCCAGUACCCAUUAGCUUUGGGACAUGCAUGUCCCUAUUUUACCUGUGCCACAGUAUCUUAAGUUCUAAGUGAAACCCAUUUCAUACAGAACAUGUUUUAAACCCACCCCGCCAGAUCUUAAUCGCAGACAACUUCUAAAGAGGAAAAUUGGAGGAGUCUUCAGUAACAAGCAAUCAGACUCUAGCUAUCAUUUUCUAGAUAAAUGUCUGCUAUAAUCUAAUUGGUUAUUGAGAGUGACACCCCAACUUUUCAUUUUUGAAUCCACCAUUUGUCCUUUGUUGCAGUUUAUAACCCUCAGCAUAUGUCUUGCAUUAUCUUAAAGCAAUUGGUCCAUGAAAAACUCUGUUCAAUCUAAUAUCUCAAUAUUAUAGUGCAGUAUUAUAAUAUAUUAGAUGCGCAUCUAUUUCACCUAGCGGAUUUCUUUUAUUUCCGGAAAAUCUGCAGCCGGGAAUCGUUCAUAAAUAGAAGCGGCUGCAGAGUCACAAACACUUAUGGUUGAAUCAGAGGAUAUGACGAUCAAUCACAUGGUGUAUUGCAAAUGUUAUGUCCUUACGAAAUUAUUUUGGUAUCAGACUGAAGUUGAUUUUAAUGAUUGUACUGUGCAUCUACUAAAGCCUUAGAUUACAUUACGGGUUGAAACCCAAACCAAUGUAAUUUCAGUUGUGUUAAGAAAGUAUAAGUGACUUUACAUUUUAUGAUAAUUACUUACAUCGUUGAAUAGUACUUUUUUCUCUUGUUAAAAUGUAAUUUUUAAUUUCAUACAUUUAUUUCUAUUACAAGUUAAAUACUGUUUUUAGUUUGUAGUUGUUUUUUUUAAAGUAGAUUUUACUGAUAACUUUUUCAAAAUACAAAAAAAAGAAUAAAAAGUAGUUUUAUUUUCUUCAUACCAUACUCAGUUCUGAAUUUACAUGUAUUGUCAUAUAAGUAUUUGUAUUAUUGUUAACUAAAUGAUUUAUAUUUUACUGACUUAAUAUUGCAGUGUAAGAAUAUCAGUCAUUGUUAGUUUUCACUAAGAGAACAAAGAUCUUUUGUAUGGAUAUCUUAUAUUAUAUAAUCAUUAAAAAGUGAGGUGUUAUGUUGUUGCUACGGCAACAAUCCUGGCAGACAAUUAAGUAAUAUUUUGAUGAGUUAUUUUGUUUGUAAUUAGUUAUAAGAAAAUAGUUCCUAGAUAUUAGAGUAAAAUUUAUUUUCUACUGUAUCCAUUUCAGAUGUUAAAAUAUUGUUUUAAUAUUUUUGGAAAUCCCUGAAUAUCAGGCCUUGUUAUAAAUAAGCUGCAUAAUCAAUAAAUCAAGGGACUUUUUUUGUUGAUAAUCCAAAUAUUCAAAGUUUACGUAAUGAAUAAGAGUGUGCAUACUCUUGAAGGUUGAUUAUGCUGCAAUUUUGCAUGUCGGAAAGGAUAGGGAGAAGUUGACUUUUUGCACUUCUGUAUAUAGUCAAAAUAAAGAGAGAAACAUGUAUUAUAGUAAGAUCUUAUUUUGAAUAAAAAUGUCUAUUAUUACAAGGAGUUUUGUUAAGGUUCAUAAUAUGACAGGCUGAACAAAAUUGCUUGCAAAGUGGCAGUUAGCACUCCAUAAUCGCUAAAGAGUUGCUUUGCUUCAUGUGAUCAGCUUGUACAGUAGUUUGCCAGGAUUAUUUAGCUGGGCAGAAAUAACCAUUUUCUGAGAUCAUAAAACCAACAAAUACUGACUCUCUCACUGGUCAGCAUCUGCCUGAACAGCAUUACACAAACAGUGCAGAUACGUCAGCCAUUAAAAGGUAGAUUAAUGGAUCAAGUAAUCCAUACAUUACUCAAAACAGCUGCAUGUUUGAAAUAUCACAGGAAAUAGGCAAUAUUAAGGGUAUAUAUACUAUUCAAUUCAAUUUCAGACAGUUAGUAGUUUAUUGUUCACAAAACAGAAACAAAAUACUGAAUUUCACAAAGCAGUAACGUACAGCUGUUGCCCACACACACUGGAUUGUUAUUUUUUUUGUGAGAUGAGCCAAUAUACAACCUAACAAUUCACUACAUAAGAUUUCUGAGGUAUGAGGCACAAUCUGCCACAGUGGUGUUACUAGUAAUGGUUUUGAAUUGAUUGCAUUGUGAUAUUUGGUCAGCUCACAAAAUGGAUGCCUCCACAACGUGGCCACAACAUGUACACUUUCUAAUCAUAAGCAGGCAAAGCAUACAGCUCACAUAAGCUGUAGUACUAAAGUAGUUUUAUUUUAUUUGUUUGCUUUAAUUUGUUCUUUUAGCAGAUGAUUUGUAUAUAAGUACUUAAUAAAUUGCACUCACCAAACAGUAUAAUGUUUAAACCAAAGUUAAAAAUGAAUUUAUUAUUAUUAUUGUUAUUGGACCAUUUUGUUACCCAGAAGUCACACUGGCAAAUACCUAAGUUGCACUUAAAUUGAAUUGUUGAACUUUUCAUCUGCUAGAAGGACAGAUGAGCCUGAUUUUGCUAUUGUAUAACCACAAACUUAUUUUUUUGCUUGUAGUUGCUAAAACCUAUGUACUCUGUCUUCGGCUGCAGGUUGUUUUUAUGCUUAUUUUAUUCUUAAUGCUAAUAGGUGACCAUGUUGUAUGAAAAUAAAGUGAAAUUGCCCUAAUAAAACUUAUCUUUAUGGA
Molecule: messenger RNA, 11082 nt
Organism: Pseudophryne corroboree (corroboree frog)
Lineage: Eukaryota; Metazoa; Chordata; Amphibia; Anura; Myobatrachidae
Gene: MBNL1
Product: muscleblind like splicing regulator 1
Exons: 12
Coding region: 1069-2553 (494 amino acids)
Biological process (GO): regulation of RNA splicing
Cellular component (GO): nucleus
Molecular function (GO): metal ion binding; RNA binding
Source: RefSeq, a predicted model, not a curated record